UUUAGCCCACCUGUCUUAGAAAACCAAAGCUCACGACAGACAAGUCUCUGUGUCUUUUUAUUAGCCCAUAUAGGCUGUUGAUGUCGAUGACAGUUGGGCGAGGAAAAUGUGAUUCUGGGUUCUCACUUGGCUGCACACUGUUCUUAGCAGCUUGUAACGCUUCCGACAUGGUGCAGCGCGGUGAGCUAUGAUGGCGACGUGACACGGUCCGACUGCGAGUAAAGCGGGAAGGGACACACGCAGUCUUCUGUUUUUCCUCCUCGUCGUGGCGUUUUGUGUUCUCAAGACAUCGAAAGUUCAUGAAAAACGGAGAGCGUCGUUCGUCGUUUGCGGAAUCGUUUUGAAAUGCACUUAUUAAAGCGCUCGCUUUCACAUUUUUCUUUUGCCCGUGAAGGGAGGGGGGGGGCUGCAUCGAUCUCGAAAAGAAUGCCUAUUAAACACAUCGAGCUGGACUCCCUCAAAUAGCCAUCACAAUGAAGGUAGCAGAUGAGCCUGCCUACCUGACUGUGGGGACAGAUGUUAGUGCUAAGUACCGAGGUGCCUUCUGUGAGGCAAAAAUCAAGACUGUUAAACGGAUGGUGAAAGUUAAGGUGGUGCUCAAAGGAGAGAGCACCUCACAAGUUGUACAAGAUGACCAGGUCAAAGGCCCAUUGAGGGUUGGCUCUACAGUGGAAGUAAAGAGCCCAGAGGGGGCAUUUAGCGAAGCUGUCAUCAGUAAACUCACAGAUGCCAGCUGGUACACCGUGGUGUUUGAUGAUGGAGACGAGAAAACGCUUAGAAGGACUUCAUUGUGUCUUAAAGGCGAAAGACACUUUGCAGAGAGUGAGACCCUGGACCAACUGCCUCUGACUAACCCGGAGCACUUUGGCACUCCCGUCAUCGGAAAGAAGACAAAUCGUGGGAGACGCUCUUCUCAAGCUGUUGCGGACGAGGAGAAGGAGUCUUCAUCUAGUGAGGAGGAAGAUGAUGACCGAAGACGGCUGAAUGAUGAUCUGUUGGGGAAGGUCGUCGGUGUGCAGACUGGGCUGGACCGAGCGACCUGGUUCCAUGGCCUGGUGAUCUCGCCCAGCUGCAACGAUGACUUGGCUGUCAAAAAGGACCAAUGCUUAGUGAGAUCAUUUGCUGAUUCUAAAUUUCACACUGUGGCACGUACUGAAAUUUAUGAAAUAACUCUGGACACAAUCUCCAGGGCAGACUGCUCCAGCAAGAAAGGAUUUGAAGAAGCGCUGCUCUUCCUCCAGACCAAGCAGGUCCCUGACGGCUGGAAGAUGGAUAUGAGUGAGAUUCUGGAAUCUUCCAGCAGUGAUGAUGGUGAUGGCAAAGAAAGUGAGGAAGAGGAGAAAGAGCCCGAGCCAGAGGAGCCUGAUGAUGAGCCAGACCCCGAGGAGAGGGACCACUUCCUGCAGCAGCUGUAUAAGUUCAUGGAGGACCGAGGGACACCAAUUAACAAGCCCCCUGUGCUGGGCUACAAGGACCUGAAUCUCUUCAAACUCUUCAGGCUGGUGCACCAGCACGGCGGUUGUGAUAGUAUUGAGAGUGGAUCUGUUUGGAAACAGGUCUAUAUGGAUUUGGGCAUCCCUGUCCUGAAUUCAGCUGCUUCUUAUAAUGUGAAAACAGCAUACAGAAAGUACCUGUAUGGCUUCGAGGAGUAUUGCCGCUCCGCACAGAUCCAGUUCCGGACAGUGCACCACAACGAUCCUCGACCUGUCGCCCGGCAGGAGCCAAAGAGAGAGGAGGAGGAGGAAGAGGAGGAGGAGGAAGAGGAGGAGGAGGAGGAAGAAGAAGAAGAGGAGGAGGAGGAGGAAGAGGAGGAAGAGCGUGAGGUUGGUGAGGACAAAGGCGACCUGAGCCUACAGGCUAGCGCCGAGGCCGAGCCGAGCACGGAGAAGACCGACGGGGACGAGUCAGAACACGAGGCAGAGGAGGAGAGAGGCCUCAGGGACGUCUGCUCCCCCAGGGGCCGGCGGCGCUGCACGGUGACGCCUGUGAAAACGGAGGUGAAGGAGCCUGUCAGACAGGAGCGAGUGAAGGAGGAGGCACGUGGUGGAGAAGGCAGCGGGGAGGAGCAGAAGGAGAAGCUGGAUGGAGAUCAUCCGGGCAAGAGACGCAGCCGGCGCCCGGAGGAGUCUGACAAAGACUCUGAGGAAGAGGAGCUGGAGGAGGAGGAAGAUGAGGAAGAGGAAAGUGAAAGGCCCAGACUCAGAGAAAGAGAGGAGAGGGAGGGGGAAGAGGGGUAUGAAGAGUCCGAGCACUCCGUCACUGGGACAAAAGUCAAAGUGAAAUAUGGCAAAGGAAAAACACAAAAGAUCUACGAGGCCAACAUUAAGAACACAGAGACGGAUGAUGGAGAAGUCCUUUAUCUGGUCCACUACUAUGGAUGGAAUGUGAGGUACGAUGAGUGGGUGAAGGCGGACAGAAUAAUAUGGCCUGUUGAUAAAGGAGGGACGAAGAAAAAGCAGAAAAAGAAAGUCAAGAACAAAGACGACGUCGAGAAGGAGGACGACAAGCAGGCCAAAAUGGCCGUGAAGCGAGGCCGUCCACCGCUGAAGUCCACCCCUCCCGUGGUGUCCCGCAGCGUGUCCAAAACGCCCAGCGGUGAGGGCAGACCGGGCAGCAAAAGCUCCCGCCUCUCAGACCCCUCCAGCCUACCAAACGGCGACGGAACUCCUCGCAGACGUACCAGGAGAACCUCUGGAAUGUAUGAUUCUGACAGGGCAUCUAAUGAUUCGGGGAACUCUUCAGAGGAGAGCGAGGGUGAGGAUUCUCCUGAGAAGAAGCCUGAAUGGGUGGAGCUGACUGACCCUGCCACCGCACGCAAGCAAGAGGAGGAAGAGGAAAGGCUGGAGGAGGAAAGCCGUGCGGAGGCCGCCCAAGCGCAUCCCCAGCCAGCAUGUCCCAGCAGCCCUCGAGAGAAGCCCCAGGAGGGGAGCGAGGCGGAGAAACUGGAGGAAGAACCGGCUGUGCUGCUGGAACCUGAGGACAAAUCUCCGAAGUCCAGAACAAAGAGAGCUCGCGCGAGGGACCCCGGGUCGGAGCCUUCCACGCAGCUGCCUGCUACUCCAGGCCCUGCAGAGCCUGAGAUGCCCUGCGCUCUGCUGCGCCUUGCCAAGAAGCCUCCGGAGCCUGGCCACAGCAGCCCAGACGCAGCCGACUCUGACACUGACUCGGCCACGGAGGACAUCGGUCCUCCGGAGAGAAGCUGCCUAGCCAAGCGCAAGGCCCCUGAGCACAGGACUCCAGACAAGAAGGUUCGUCUGGACCGCAAGGAGGAGCCCAAGGCCUCAUCGCCAGAGAAAAGGCCUGACGCGGAGGGUCGGACGGGGGCCGUGGAGGAGCCGGAGGAGCCCCCUGUGCCGGCAGCACGGGCGGUGGCUCCUGCUGAGGAGCCUGAGGUGAAAACGGAGAUGCCUGCUCUCACAAGAGAAGUCCAGAUCCGAGUGGAGCCUUUGCCCGACUUGGGCAUGAUGAAGGAGGAUGCGUCGGCGGGCACCGACGACGAGCUGAUGCCCCAGAUCGGCCCAGAGGCACUGGUGUGCCACGAGGUGGACCUGGACGACCCCGAGGAGAAGGAGAAGCCCGCAGGAGAGGAGUUCCCAGCGCUGAGGGAGGAGCAGGCCCUCGCUCUUACUCCCGCCGCGGCCCCAAUGCCACCCUUGCAGACCUCCUCCGCUCACCUCCCCCUCAGCCUCCCGGGAGCAGGGCCACCACGCCUGUGCUCGCCUGCCUCCGCACCGAGCCCAGAUGAGUCGCACAGCACGAGGAGCGAGAGCGAUGCCACCGUCGAAGUAGACAGCGUAGCCGAGUCGCAGGAGGGCCUUGCCGAGAGCGGCUCGCCCCACGGCUUUGAUGCCAGCGCCAGCUCCAGCACCUCCAGCAUCUCCCUGCAGGAGAGGGAUGGCAAGGACAGAGGUCAGAAGAGGUUGCUGGACUGCAAUGUCAACUCUCCGGCCAAGAAACCGAAGCGCAACCAGAAACGGCUGAGCACGGCGGCCAGCGCAGAGAAAAACGGAGCAGGUCACAGCAGUGACAGUGAAGACCUGCCGGUCAUGGACACAGCGAGUAAGCUGACCCCAGUGAAACACUCCAGCAUGGCCAAGCCCCAGAAACUCUCCCGCUCGCCUGGCCUUGCGUCUCCCAGUAGCAAAGACCUGGAGAAGGACAAGCACAAAGAGAAGCAGUCCUUCCCCUCGCCACGCACCUACAAGUGGACCUUCCAGCUGAAUGAGCUGGACAACAUGUCUAGUGCUGAGAGAAUUUCUUUCCUCCAAGACAAACUGCAGGAAAUCAGGAAGUACUACAUGUCCCUGAAGUCUGAGGUGGCCUCUAUUGACAGGCGACGGAAAAGAUUAAAAAAGAAGGAGAGAGAAGUGUCCCACACCACAGCCUCCACAUCUUCUGGCUCGUCUGACACGGGCAUGAGCCCCUCCUCGGCCUCCCCCACGCAGAACACUGUGGCUGUUGAGUGCAGGUGAUGGAUGCCUCAUCUCUCCACCCCCCACCCUGCCCACCUCUGCCUUCUCAGCAUUCUGCUGCCUCCACGGAGACGUGCAUACUGAUGAGCCAGAGCAAGCGGCCAAUAGCACUCGACUGCCCUGUCUUCCCCCACCACGUACUUUCCUGUCCCUUGAUUCCACCUUGUGGCCACUCCCACCUCCUGCACUUUUUAAACUGAUCCUGCCUCUUGCUCCCUCUCGUUGCCACUUUCAGCGUCAGGAAAAGGAAAUGGACUCCAUCUGAGGGUUGAAUGUAUUAAAAAAUACAGCUAAUAUCCAUCCACAGACAGUAUAAUGGCACUUUUUUGUCCUCUCGGCAAGGCCUGUGUACCGUGGGCUGGUUUGGAUGCAGUAUUCAAUCACUCAUAUAUUCUAUCAUAAAAGAAGAAUCCCAGAUUACGGUCCCUGUACAGGUAUGGUCACUUAACCAGCUGGAUAUGGUUAGCUUAAAAAAAAAA
This is a messenger RNA of Electrophorus electricus (electric eel), 4951 nucleotides long. RefSeq names its product AT-rich interactive domain 4A (gene arid4a). Lineage: Eukaryota; Metazoa; Chordata; Actinopteri; Gymnotiformes; Gymnotidae. Gene Ontology annotation, cellular component: nucleus. Gene Ontology annotation, molecular function: transcription cis-regulatory region binding. Gene Ontology annotation, biological process: regulation of transcription by RNA polymerase II. The record is from RefSeq and is a predicted model, not a curated record.